AUGCCAACACCAAAGCCAUCUCCAAUGGAAACCCCAAUGAGUACACCAAAACCAACUCCUGUUGCAACUCCAGUCGUAAAUUUUGAUUCAAGAUUUCAAAAAAUUAGAAUAACAAGUGACUAUCGUUAUAUUAACGGAAGUAAAUAUGAUAGCCAAAUUUGUCAUAAAAUAGGAGAAAGAAUUACAGAUAAAUUCGGAACUUUUCAAUGCACUGCUGCAGAUUUGAUGACUACUAAUAAGUAUAAUGCUCUCAUUCAGACUAUUGAAAAUGUUAAAACAUAUUUAACCAAUCUCCUAAGAGUCGAUCAACUUUCAGUACCCAUAACAACAUUAGCAGAAAGUAGUACAACAUAUGAAGGAGGAGAGAAUAUUACAAGCUCAGAUUUGCAUUUAAUAUUUUUCGGACAUCCAAUGCCAUCUAGCUAUACUAAAUUUAAUCCAACUACAAUACAGUGGGAAAUGGAUUAUCAUAGAAUCAUUCAAAUUAAUAUAUUUAUUAAUAUAAAAUUACUCACAGAAUAUCCUUCUGAUGAUUCGGGUGUGAAUUCCACUACAUUUAACCUACUAUUGAACAAAAUUUUAUAUGGCUUAGUUGGAAAUACGUAUGCAUUAUCUUUCCUUCAUCCAAAGUUUUCAAACGAAACCUAUGAUGAUAUUUUUUGUUCUUUCGAUUACAAUGGAAAAGAUUUCAAAGUGUUGCAAACACCUUAUUCUCAUAUUUAUGGAGUUAAACAUUAUGGAGUUGAAACAUUUGAAGGGAAUGUCACAUAUUCUUCGGGAAUAUUGGUUACAGAAAAUGGUCUUCCUAAUCCAAUUAUUUAUAUUCAGGAUAUUUUAGUAGACUCAAUUCAAUAUGAUUCAGGACCAUUUACAAAAGUAACUGAUGUGACAUUAGCGUAUUUGCUAGAUACAGGAAAUUAUGACGUAGAUUGGUCCUUUGCAAAACCAUCUGUGUAUGGCAAUAAAGAUUAUAUUGAUGGAAAUUAUAUCCCAAAUUGGCCAUUAGGUCCUCCAUUAACUACACUUCCACCAUUUACAUUCAACGAUCCAUAUAAUAUAACAUAUUCGGUUGGAUUUGAAUUUAAUUGGUGGGGAACUUCUUCAGAACAUCUGUCAAUUAAUUGUAGCAAUGUGCCAGAUGGUUAUGAUGAUUUUUGUAAUAACCAGGAUUAUUAUGAUCCAAAAAGAUAUAAUUUGGUUCCAAUUGAUAGCGAAGAUGAUUAUGCAUAUCAAUUCCUCAAUUAUCCCAUCAAGUUUUGCGAAGAUGGGAAGGCUACAAUUCCUGGAAUGACAUUUCUCAAUGAUGAUGUGUGUGGAAGCUAUCGAUGCUCUGAUGAUUACAGUUUUGAAAUAGAUAUACCAUUAGAUCUAACAACAGGAGAAUUUCAUACUCUAAACUGUUCAAGUGCUGGAAUAGAAUAUUCUUAUACGGAAAAUAUGACCACAUAUCAAAAGAAUAAAACUGCGAUUUGUCCUGAUCCAGAAAGAUUUUGCAGGGUUAGAAAUGGAUUGAAUAAUAUAUUUACAACAGAUCCAUUUUCAACAGAAACUCCCUUCUCAACUCCAUUAGUAACACCAUGCUCGACUCCAUUGGUUACGCCACAUUCAACUCCAUUAGUUACAUCACAUCCAACUCCAUUAGUUACUCCUGACUCUACUCCAAUUAUCACUAAUUCAGUUACACCCAAAAUAACUCCUGAUUUAAUUAACUUCAAUCCUGAGAAUACACCUGAAGUAACAGCUGCUCCCCAAUCACAAGACACGAAUCCAACCCAUAAACAUGCAAAAAUAUUUACAGAAGAUAGGAAACAGAGAAGUAUGAGUUCGAAAUUAUUAAUUGUUGCUUUAAAUUCUUGUCAAUAA
Molecule: messenger RNA, 1863 nt
Organism: Trichomonas vaginalis G3
Lineage: Eukaryota; Parabasalia; Trichomonadida; Trichomonadidae
Product: regulation of choline O-acetyltransferase protein
Exons: 1
Coding region: 1-1863 (620 amino acids)
Biological process (GO): cell adhesion; proteolysis
Cellular component (GO): membrane; cytoplasm
Molecular function (GO): metalloendopeptidase activity
Source: RefSeq, a predicted model, not a curated record